AAUAUCCCAGCAUCCAGUCCUCUACCUCCCACCUCUUGAAAAACAAAAUAUCUACCGUAUUAGCAAGGGCUCAUCUCGAAGUCGCCGUCAUGUUUCGACCAACAGUUUUCUCCGCCCCCCUCCUGCUACUUCUGGUUUGCUGCUGCAGUGCAACUCUAUCUCAGGCAACAAGUACAGCUUCCUUCGAAUCCGCAGUUCCCGUUAGCUCUUCUGCCGCUUCUACUACUUCAAUAGGGGCAGAUGGGAACAGCAGUAUCUCGCAAGGGAGCUCGUGCCCUCUGCGAUACCACGAUUGUGCAGUGAUCGGCCAACCGAAUGUUUGCUGCACUCUUGACCAAGUUUGUAUCAACGACGACUCGGGGCAGCCAGCCUGCUGUCCAUUCCGCACGAAAUGUGUAGGAUCAGUGAGCAGCAUUCCUUCCAGUGGCCCAACAAAUGCAGGCCUUAUGCUGGGGCUCAAUGCUCUCCUUACAGCGGGAGCCGCCGCGAUAUACUUGGCCAAGGUCUGCCCACUAUGAUAAGAGUCUCCUCCAAAGGGAGAGCCGGCAUGGUAUCUGGAUAUAGUUAGCGAUUUCCAACUUAUUUCUUUCUGUUCGAUCUUCGACAUUGUACAUAUUGUUUGCACUUCACGCAAACAUCCCCCGAUAAUAAAUACAGCACUACUCUCCAUUGAUGCCUCAUUUCGGUACCUUCUGCAGCCGACCAGGGAUCACUGCAUUCAACCUUCUUAUGCACCGGUCUCCAUUAGUGGCCCAAUCCUCGUUUAAUAUUGGGAUCACAAACCUUUUGAAGCUUACCAGUCCCCAUCCACCAAUCCUCAAGUUCCCCUCCCGAGAUCACCUGUCUUGGCACUAGCCUUAAACUUGGUCCUCCAUGGGUUCCUCCCCCUCCCGAAAACCCUAUUCCGAAACAAUACCUCCCCACCAAGCUCCAUAUCGAGCACCCCACCCCGACACCCGACAAUCAUAUUAUGGCUUCUAUUCUUAAUAAUACCCGAGAA
Molecule: messenger RNA, 1000 nt
Organism: Tuber melanosporum (Perigord truffle)
Lineage: Eukaryota; Fungi; Ascomycota; Pezizomycetes; Pezizales; Tuberaceae
Exons: 1
Coding region: 90-518 (142 amino acids)
Source: RefSeq, a predicted model, not a curated record